This is a messenger RNA of Leucoraja erinaceus (little skate), 1707 nucleotides long. RefSeq names its product ras-related C3 botulinum toxin substrate 1-like. Gene Ontology annotation, molecular function: GTPase activity; GTP binding. The coding region runs from base 130 to 711 and encodes 193 amino acids. The record is from RefSeq and is a predicted model, not a curated record. The transcript is spliced from 6 exons. Gene Ontology annotation, biological process: small GTPase-mediated signal transduction. NCBI's taxonomy places the organism in Eukaryota, Metazoa, Chordata, Chondrichthyes, Rajiformes, Rajidae.
GGGUCGGGGAGGAGGAGACCGAUAUCCAGGGGAUCUCCAAGCUCACGGGUGGAGCAGAGUCGGGCAGUGGUCGGAGUCGAGGGGAGUGGGGAACGCUCUGACUGAGGGGGGAACUGCAAGCGCUCGGGAAUGGUGAUGAAAAGUAUCAAAUGUGUGGUGGUGGGUGAUGGGGCCGUUGGGAAGACCUCUGUCCUUAUCACCUAUACCACCCACACCUUCCCAGAGGAGUACAUUCCCACCGUCUUUGACAACUAUUCCACCACGGUGACCGUCGAUGAUGUGGUGGUCACUCUCGGGCUGUGGGACACGGCGGGACAAGAGGACUAUGACCGGCUGCGGCCACUCUCUUACCCCCAGACUGAUGUGUUUGUCAUCUGUUUCUCACUGGUCAACCCUGUCUCAUUCAUGAAUGUACAGCUGAAGUGGUCCUCCGAGGUGAAGCAUCACUGCCCCAACUGCCCCAUCAUCCUGGUGGGCACCAAGAAGGACCUGAGGGACAACAAGGACACCAUUGAGAAGUUGAAGGAGAAGGACAUGGCUCCGGUCAGUUGCAAGGAGGGCGAGCAGAAAGCCAAGGAGAUCGGCGCUUUUAAAUACGUUGAAAGUUCCGCUCGGAAGGACAUCGGUCUAAAGGACAUCUUCGACGCAGCAAUCCGAGCUGUGAUCCAGCAACCAGCUAAGAAAGGUCGGAGUCGUUGCUUCAUUCUGUAGCCAGAUUCUCAGGACAUUAUCGGCGGGUCCUGAUAUGAAUGGAUCAAGACCGUACGGCCAUCAAUAUCUCACGUGGAAUUCCUCUGGGAAAGAACCUCCGUCUGCUCACCUUGGUGAAGGAACUACCUGAUUUGUCCCGUCCACAUGCCUUUACUUAUCCAAUUUAUUUUUCGAGUUCCAUAAUGUAUCUAACGAUAGACACAACUUGCCGGAGUAACUCAGCGGGACAGGCAGCAUCUGUGGAGAGGAGGAAUGGUUGACGUUUCGGGUCGAGACCUUUCUAUUUGUCUGAAAAAGGGUCUCGACCCAAAUCAACUUUUCCAUUAUUCCAGCUUUUUGUGUCUAUCUUCAGUUUCAGUGCAGUUCAGUUUAUGAUUAGACAAAGGGUUUCGGCCCGAAACGUUGCCUAUUUCCUUCGCUCCAUAGAUGCUGCUGCACCCGCUGAGUUUCUCCAGCAUUUUUGUCUACCUUCUAAAGACUCUAUGUUUUGUACUAUCCAGCUGUUCCAUGCCAGCCGACUUGUUCAGACUGCAGCCAACACAACUCUCCUUCAGAACAUGUUUCCUUUGAGUUAAAAUUAGAGUUGAAACAUUCCCUUGCUGUUAUUUUUAUGUAUAAAAGUUGACGUUUCUAGAUUGGUGGGGGCUUGUGUCAUUUUCUGUAACGCAGUGACCAGCUUAUAUUCCUCAUCUUGCAUUAUAUCCAUAUUUUUUUGUAAUAUUUAAUAUGUGGUUCAGCAGUAAAAUAAAGGUUAGAAAUACUGAACAGAUCUCGAGCAUUUUAGAACAUAGAAAUAGGAACUGGAACUCCAAGCGUACAAUGUCCGCGCCGAGCAUGCAUGUAAUCCAUCGCCUUUCAUUCUCUGCACAUACAUGUUGUGUUUAGUUUAGAGAUACAGCACGGAAACAGGCCCUUCGGCCCAGCGAGUCCACACUGACCAUAUAUCAUCCGUCAUUCUCAUCCACUCCCUACACACUAGGGGACAAUUAACACGUU